CAGAAGAAUUCUAAUUAUUUUCUUUCUUUAUAAAGAAAAAAAUUAAGGCCCUCUCACGUCUCACCUUCAACCCUAAAUCCCUCUUUUCUCUAUCUUCAAAAACAAUUUCACACUCUCUAAUCUUCCUCUUGUCUUCGUCGAUGACGAGUCCAAAAUUUGAAAUCCAUCUUCUCCUCAUCGUCUUCUCCGAUUUGGUCUGAUUCGAGGUCAAAUCUCCUUCAUCCUGAGUUGGGUCUGUUGGUUUCUCCAUCUAUAGAUCUAGAUUCCCUUGUGGUUCGAGUUAUGGAGAAGUUUAAGACGAAUUCAAACAAAAGAGAGAACUCCUCAACUUCGAUUUCAGAAUCCAUGGCUACCUCACGAUUUUGCUAUAGGUGGAGCUUAUGGGAUUAGAUUUGGCUCACAAUAUGAUGUUUCAGAGUGUUGAAAAUGGAGGAAUCGUGGCGGAGGAGGAGGAUCUUGAGCUAUUACAAGCCGAAUUCUGAAACAAAAUCAAUUGAUGAGAAGGCGAGUGGUGAAGCCGACGAUGACGAGAUUCUUGAGCUUCUUAUUGAUAAGAUUUUUGAAAUUCUUCAAACGAGAAGGAGAUGAAUCAGAAGUUUCAAAGGAGACGGAUAGAGUGAGUGUAGAGUAUUACGAUCCUAUGUGAUUUUGUGGUUUGUGUUGUGGUUUCUGUAAUUGAAGUUUUUAAUUAGGUUUUCUCAUUGUUGUUGUAGGGUAUAGAAAGAGGUAAGAGUAAAGAAGACCAAAUGGAUGUCAUUCAUGCUUAUUCCCAUCUCUCGAUUUCUCAUUUCUUACCAACAACACAACUUAAUCUUGUUUAGAUUGGUUUCUCGUCUUUUACGUGAUAUAUAUGUAUAAUCUAAUCAUCUGUGUAUUUAGCAAUCACAUCUGUGGUAACAAUCUCUAAGAUAUUUUGAGGAACAAUGGAUUAGCAAUAGAGAAAAGUAAGUAAAAUCUCCAUUCUUAUCAUCAACAUUUAUUAUUACGUAAAUCAUAAUUCAAGAACCUAUUUCAUCUUUGAUCUGUUUUUAACAACAUGGGUGUUAACGUUGAUUGUAGGAAUGAAAGAAGAGACAAAAGGAAGCAUGGUCCUUCUCGUAAAAUUGUGUUUCACAUUGUCUCUUUGCUCUGCUCUUCUUGGCUUUCUCCUGUCAAGUUUUCACAAGUCACAAGAUUUUUGAGGAGCUUUCUUCCUUCCGAAAAUCUUGGUAAUCAUUUUGAGAGACUACUGGAGAGUAAUAUGCAAAACUUGUUUGAGAAAUUGAAACCUCUUGUGGGUUCAAGAGCUUGGGAUUAUUGUGUUCUUUGGAGACUAAACGAAGACCAAAGAGGAUAUGGAGAAGGCAGCGAAGUGUGGACAUCAACCUACGUUCUUGGAGGGAGAGAAAGAGCAAACCAAUGGAGUUCUUCGUUAUUAAGUCCAUCUGAAUUGCAGUACUUAUGAUGUUGUUUAAGACCUUGUUUUAACAAAUGGUGUUGAGUUAUAAACUAUGUAUCUUUUGAUGAUCUAUGGAAAGAAACAUGCUUUU
Arabidopsis lyrata subsp. lyrata is the source of this 1529-nucleotide messenger RNA. RefSeq lists its product as uncharacterized. The record is from RefSeq and is a predicted model, not a curated record. The coding region runs from base 1037 to 1444 and encodes 135 amino acids. The transcript has 4 exons. NCBI's taxonomy places the organism in Eukaryota, Viridiplantae, Streptophyta, Magnoliopsida, Brassicales, Brassicaceae.